Ricinus communis (castor bean) is the source of this 1065-nucleotide messenger RNA. Its product is annotated as NAD(P)H-quinone oxidoreductase subunit S, chloroplastic. Lineage: Eukaryota; Viridiplantae; Streptophyta; Magnoliopsida; Malpighiales; Euphorbiaceae. The transcript has a single exon. Gene Ontology annotation, biological process: photosynthetic electron transport chain. The coding region runs from base 187 to 903 and encodes 238 amino acids. The record is from RefSeq and is a predicted model, not a curated record.
UUGAAAUAAGCAAUGGGUGGAUUAAACGACAGUAGUAGUCAAAGUUAUUGAUGGAAACGUAAUUUGCAGCAACCAAUAAGUGAAAGAUAGCACACACGCCAUCCAACAAAAUCCAAUUUGUGGCCAGCAGCAAUAGAUGAGGCUUUCCCUCAGUUUCUCAUUACUCCUGCUGGCUUCUCAACACUCAUGGCUUCUUCUAUUACUCUCCAAGGCACUUUACUUAGAUCUCACUUUCUUGGCCAAAAUAACAGCCUCCUCAAUCGCCCUAACAGGCCAUAUUCCUCGAUUCCUAAGGAGUCAAGGUUUAAGCUAAAACCAUGUGCCAAAUUCGACUUAUUUGAGUUCCUGGGAGGAAGAGGACUCUGCAAUGGAGAACAAGGAAUUCAACAAGAGCUAAAGAGAGAUGCUGCUGAAGCAUCAUCAUCUUCAGUAGCUGCUCAAGAAGAAAAUUCAGGGGCUGCCGCACAAGCAUCAGAAAAUGAAAAUGUACCUGAAAAUGCUUUUGAAAAGGAGCUGAUGGGGUUAACAGGAGGAUUUCCUGGUGGAGAAAAGGGAUUGAAAAAGUUCAUAGAGGAAAACCCACCCCCUAAAAAACAGUCAGCUAUUGAUUCAGUCAGAAUACUGGAGAUUGCUACCUCAAAGAAGCCAAAAGCACCUGAAUUACCAUUGCUUAUGCCUGGUAUGAUUGCCAUUGUAAGUAAUUCAAACAGCCCAUACUAUAUGUACUGUGGCAUUGUUCAGAGAAUCACUGACGGAAAGGCAGCAGUUCUGUUUGAAGGAGGAAACUGGGAUCGUUUGAUAACUUUCCGACUAGAAGAGCUUCAACGUAGGGAGAAGGGCCCUCCAGGUAAGAAUCCCAAGUCAGUUAUAAUCGAAGGCUUGACUGGACAGGAAUCACAAUGACCUACCUGUUCAUAAUUUUCUAUUAUGUUUGUGUUUUGCGCUUUAUGGCUUGUGCUUGUUCCUAAAGUUCCAGCUUCCAAAGAAAUAAAUCUCUGUUGUAAAGAUCAUACAACAUCAAGCAUCAAUAAAAUCAUAAAUGGCGCAGAGGAAGUCAAUUUCUUA